CCGCAGUGUUUCACAGCACAGCAUUUCACUGCCAGGUUGAGGACGACGCACAAUGACGGAAACUGACGAUGUCCAGUUGCAAAAAGUAACCCACGAUAAAGGAAAUGGCGUGGACAACCCGGCUUUCGAGCAUUGCAUUACUGAUACUAACGGCUCCAAUAGCCAGACUAAAGAGACUAAAAAGGGAUUGGGAUCAUACUUAAGCCAAGUUUCCAAGCCGUUAAAUGCCACAGAGGAUUACAUCAAGGCACAUUCCCAAACCUUCAAAUAUGUCGUGCUGGGCAUACUUGGAGCAGGUUAUGUGGCGUACUUCAUCGCAGCCUGCCUAUUGGAUUUCCAGAGGGCCAUCGCUCUUGUAGUCCUCACCAGUUUAGCUAUUGUCGUUCAAUCAUAUGAACUUCUGAAGCAGUACAAAGGAGAAAGCAUCGUUAAGUGUUUCAGCCCUGCUGUAAAAUACUUCAAAUCUAACUUGAAAUGGAUAAAAUGGGUCUUCAUCUUAGCAGUUGUGGCCCUGCUUGUUCUGUGGCUCGCCUUUGACAAGUGGGGGUGCCCUGAGGAGCUAAUCCUGUUAGGAGUUGUGGCCCUGUUUGUUCUGUUUCUCGCCUUUGACAAGUGGGGGUGCCCUGAGGAGCUAAUCCCGUUAGGAGGUGUGUGUCUGCUCGUCGUGCUUCUGUAUCUCUUGUCAGCACACAGGACAGCGGUGUCAUGGAGGCCUGUGUUUUGGGGUCUAGGGUUGCAGUUCUGCAUUGGCCUUUUUGUAAUAAGAACAACGCCUGGGAACAUAGCAUUCCAAUGGCUUGGACAUCAAGUGCAGAUAUUCCUUGACUAUACCAAAGAAGGUUCACGUUUUGUCUUUGGGGAUCUGAUCGAUAACAUCUUUGCCUUUCAAGCUUUGCCCAUUGUUGUGUUCUUCAGCAGCGUGAUGUCAAUCCUUUACUAUUUGGGAAUAAUGCAGUGGCUCAUUUUGAAGAUCUCAUGGGUUAUGCAGAUAACGAUGGGAACCUCUCCCACAGAGACCUUGAGUGUGGCGGGCAAUAUAUUUGUUGGGCAGACUGAAGCUCCUCUGCUGAUCCGCCCUUAUUUGAUCGACAUGACCAAAUCUGAGAUCCAUGCUGUUAUGACUGGUGGAUUUGCCACCAUUGCAGGCAGUGAUGGGGCAUUCAUCUCAUUUGGGAUUGAUCCGUCUUCCUUGCUUUCAGCCUCUGUAAUGGCUGCUCCUUGUGCUUUGGCCAUCUCCAAACUUUCUUACCCAGAGACAGAGGAGAGUGCCUUAAAGUCAGAGAAGAGUAUUAAAGUGUCUUCUGGUGAUGAACAGAACAUCUUGGAGGCUGCUAGCAGUGGAGCGUCUGCUUCAAUAGGUCUUGUUGCAAACAUUGCUGCAAAUUUGAUAGCCUUCCUGGCCAUACUCGGGUUCAUAAAUAAAGCAUUGAGUUGGUUUGGCGGUAUGCUGGGACGUCCUGAUAUCACAUUUGAGAUGAUUUGCUCCUAUGUAUUCAUGCCGGUGGCUUUUAUGAUAGGAAUACCGUAUAAGGAGAGUUUCACUGUGGCUAAACUCAUUGGGACAAAGCUCUUCCUCAAUGAGUUUGUGGCUUAUCAGACACUAUCUGCACUGAAGACCAACAGACUCAAUGGACUUGAACAAUUUGUGGGAGGAGAAUUACAAUGGUUAUCUGUCCGGUCAGAAAUAAUCAGCACUUAUUCUCUUUGUGGUUUUGCCAACUUCAGCUCGCUGGGUAUUAUGAUUGGAGGCCUGUCCUCAAUAUGCCCUUCCAGAAGAGGUGACAUCUCCUCAAUGGUGUUGAGAGCUAUGCUCACUGCAACUUGUGUAUCUCUCAUCAAUGCCUGUGUUGCAGGGUUCCUCGUUGUUAUCCCAGUGGACUGCGUGACGCUGUUCAAAGCUUUCAAUGCCACCGAUGUAAAUAUACAAAGUUGCUGCCAAGACCUUUUUCAAAACACUGUUAACAACGGGACCAUCUCAUUUGAAGAACCGUGGAACACAGUAGCAAACACCACUGUGUUUUUCUCUAAAUGCUGUCAGUACUUUGGCCUCUCUGUGCCAGUUUGUUACUAGAAGAGGAAAGACACAUCAGUGUUGUUAAUUUACGGGUCUUCUCUACCUGUGUUGUAUAUUUGUAUCACACAAAUCUGACACAAGAUGAAUGUAUCUUUCAUGUAUAGUUUUGUAAUUGUAUGCCAUUUGUAUUUAAAGGAUUUAAAGGACACACCUUAAGAAAUAUACCUCUUAUAUAUUCAGGCAUCAACAGUUUGAUAAGUGUGAAUAUUUAAAAUUAAAUGAAGUGAUUAAAUAAUGUCACAAGGUU
This is a messenger RNA of Gymnodraco acuticeps, 2321 nucleotides long. RefSeq names its product solute carrier family 28 member 1 (gene slc28a1). The record is from RefSeq and is a predicted model, not a curated record. NCBI's taxonomy places the organism in Eukaryota, Metazoa, Chordata, Actinopteri, Perciformes, Bathydraconidae. Gene Ontology annotation, molecular function: nucleoside:sodium symporter activity. Gene Ontology annotation, cellular component: membrane. Gene Ontology annotation, biological process: nucleoside transmembrane transport.